CCUCUGCAGCGUCCCUCUCGCUAUCUCUGCGAUAACUGCCAGCGCUUUAGACAGACACACAGGGUGCGCAAAGCAGAGGAUUGUUUGGGACCCGCCUUGGUGACUCCAUGGCAUCCCCCAGAACCGUAACUGUCGUGGCCCUCUCGGUGGCCCUGGGACUCUUCUUUGUUUUUAUGGGGACUAUCAAGUUGACCCCCAGGCUCAGCAAGGAUGCCUACAAUGAGAUGAAACGUGCUUACAAGACCUAUGUCCGAGCCCUUCCUCUGCUGAAGAAAAUGGGGAUCAAUUCCAUUCUCCUCCGUAAAAGCAUUGGUGCUCUUGAGGUGGCCUGUGGCAUUGUCAUGACCCUUGUGCCUGGACGUCCCAAAGAUGUAGCCAACUUCUUCCUGCUCUUGCUGGUGUUGGUUGUGCUCUUCUUCCACCAGCUAGUCGGUGAUCCUCUCAAACGCUAUGCCCAUGCCCUGGUGUUUGGAAUCCUGCUCACCUGCCGCCUGCUGAUUGCCCGCAAGCCUGAAGACCGCUCUUCUGAGACGAAGCCCUCACCCCUUGGAAACGUGGGAAAUGCGGGGAAAGCUGAGGAGCAGCCUUCCUUAUAUGAGAAGGCCCCUCAGGGCAAAAUGAAGUUGUCAUAGGAAGUUGGAAGUGUAAAAAGUGAACCUUCCAGGCAGUUGCCUCCAUGACACCCAGGAAGAUAUGUUUUUCAUUUGAUUUAUUUAUCUUGGGAGAAAGGGAAAAAUAUAAUCUACAAGUUAAUGGCCCUGUUGGCUUGUGUAUGCCUAUACCUUGAAAUGACCUCCCCACGUAGACAUAUGUGUACCACCUUUAAUCACUCUGGGGGCAAUUCUCACAUCUUGCUGCAUGUACAUGUAUAUGGCUAACUAUUGAAGUACUUUUGUGAGAUGGACUCCAGGAAGCAUGUGACUGUGAGACUGAGUGUGGGAAAAUGUAUUUACUGUGUGUGUGCAUGCACAUGCGGAGGAGAAGGCUCUAACCUUGAACUAACCCUGCACAGGUAUCCUUCCCUUUAUGGACUGAGUCUAGUGAAGACAAUAAAAUAAACAUUAUAAAGAGAAUCUCACUUUUGAUAUAAAACAAACUAUGAAUUCCCAUGGGAUGGGGGAAUCCCUUGAUAAAUUAAGCUGGAAACGUGAACCUACCACUUAGAAAAAUUUCCUUCAAUUUUAGGCAGUGACUUGUGUGUAAAAUUAAUUAGCCUCUACUUUUAACAGUUGUUUAAAUUUUAAAUGCUCCAUAUUGAGUUUAAUUAAAAUAAGGAAUCUAUGCAGUCAAUAGAUAAUCUAAUUCUUCAAGUAAUGAAAUUGGAAAUUUCACCUUGCUUUUGUCCAACCCCAACCUACUAAGCUCCUUUACCCAGUUUGAAACUGAAGAAGUAAACUUGUUUCUGUUUUGUUUUGUUUUGUUUUUUUAAAUUUUCUUAAGCCAAAAGCUGCCUCACUUCCACCAUUCUCAGCAACUAACCAGGGUUUGGCAGCUUCUCCAGUGUUGUGAUUGAGGUAGCAAUGAUUAUUCCUGUUAGAAGACUGUGAAUCUAAAAUAUUCUUAAAUCAUCUGAAAUUUGACUGAAGAGCUGUACCCAGCAUUUCCCUGACAAAUAGAUUUACCACUCUUAUGGAAUCUUCACUGAACUUUGCAAGUAUAAACAUAGAUAUAAGCUACCCCCAAAGUUGUCUCCUCUACACUUCAUCAUUCCGGUGGGUGGAGUUUAGCUGGAGGAAGGACAUUUGAUAUGGGUUAGUUGGAUCCAGCAGUAUGAAAAUUUGCUUUCUUCAUUACGUACCGGUGUUUCUCCUUGUUAGAUGCGCUUUGAUGGUUUUAUUAUUAUUGUGCCAGGGAUGGGGAAAAGGGUGGGGGUGUUUUGUGUGUGUCUGUGUGUGUGUGUGUGUGUGUGUAGUAAAAUUAUUGUAUUU
This is a messenger RNA of Pteronotus mesoamericanus, 1928 nucleotides long. RefSeq names its product transmembrane protein 35A (gene TMEM35A). Gene Ontology annotation, cellular component: endoplasmic reticulum. Gene Ontology annotation, molecular function: acetylcholine receptor regulator activity. The transcript is spliced from 2 exons. Gene Ontology annotation, biological process: chaperone-mediated protein complex assembly; positive regulation of protein localization to cell surface. NCBI's taxonomy places the organism in Eukaryota, Metazoa, Chordata, Mammalia, Chiroptera, Mormoopidae. The record is from RefSeq and is a predicted model, not a curated record. Bases 108 to 632 code for a protein of 174 amino acids.